AUGUUAGCUGUAGAUAAAACUAUAACGAUACAUAAGGUAGGAUAUAGAUCUGCUUAUGUUUCUGGCGAGACGCCUGGGCUUAUACUUGAAUCUCCAUAUCGUUUGGGAGAUGCGCUUAAUGGUGUAGAUGGACUAGACAUCAAUGUGGAGAAGAAGAUUAUCGAAGAAAAACUUAAAGAACUUAGCGCUGAUGAAACAUCUACAGAUAAAUCUAUUACAUUAGCCAUGAAAGAUUUGGGCAUUGAAAGGGCAAACAAAUUUGGUUGGCCAAAUACGUAUGUUUUUACGAAGGCAUUAGGAGAAAUGGUUCUUGGGCAUUUGAAAGGAGAUAUGCCUUUGGUCAUUCUUCGCCCAACCAUCAUCCUUAGCACGUAUAAAGAACCCUUUCCUGGUUGGAUCGAAGGCAUAAGGACAAUCGACAGCUUGGCAGUCGGCUAUGGCAAAGGAAGGUUAGCAUGUUUCCUCGGCGAUCCUGAAUCAACAAUCGAUGUGAUACCAGCAGACAUGGUGGCGAAUGCUAUGAUUGCGACAAUGGCAGCUCAUGCAAACCAACCUGGUGAAACAAUCUAUCAUGUUGGAUCUUCCGUAUCAAAUCCUUUGAAGUAUAAAGGAAUUCAAAAAAGUGGGUAUAAUUAUUUUUCCAAGAAUCCAUGGAUUAACAAAGAUGGGACACCAGUUAUUGUUAGCGAGGUUAAAGUGUUGAGCUCAAUGGAUAGCUUUCGUAGAUACUUUAAUCUUCGUUACUUGCUUCCACUACAGGGUUUGCAAGUGGUGAAUUCGGCGUUAUGUCAUGCUUUUAGUGGAACCUAUUCGGAUCUUAAAAGAAAGAUCAACUUUGUGCUACGGGUGGUGGAGUUAUACAAACCCUAUUUGUUCUCCAAAAGCUUCAUUUCAAUAGUCUCAGCGGAUUUCAACAAUGAGUUUGAUAUCACUUGGGGUGAUGGCCGAGGUAAAAUACUAAAUGGCGAACUCUUAACCCUUUCCCUCGAUAAAUCAUCUGGCUCAGGCUUUGAGUCAAGAAACGAGUAUCUGUUUGGCAAGAUUGAUAUGCAGCUGAAGCUGGUUCCCGGUAACUCCGCAGGCACAGUCACUGCCUACUAUUUGUCUUCAAAAGGAUCGAACUGGGAUGAGAUCGACUUUGAGUUCCUGGGUAACUUGAGUGGUGAUCCCUAUAUUCUUCAUACAAAUGUAUUCAGUCAAGGCAAAGGCAACAGAGAACAGCAAUUCUACCUGUGGUUCGAUCCAACUGCUGAUUUCCACACUUAUUCCAUCCUUUGGAACCCUCAACGAAUCAUAUUUUCUGUUGAUGGAACACCCAUUAGAGAGUUCAAGAAUUCCGAAUCUAUUGGAGUUCCGUUUCCAAAAAAUCAGCCCAUGAGAAUACACUCUAGCUUAUGGAAUGCUGAUGAUUGGGCGACCAGGGGUGGGUUGGUUAAAACCGACUGGAGUCAAGCCCCGUUCACGGCAUCCUACAGAAACUUUAGGGCCGAUGCUUGUGUGGUGUCUUCUGGGAAAUCGUCUUGUGGUAGUUCUGCAUCUUCCGGUGGCAAUCAGGCAUGGCUAUCGGAGGAGUUGGAUAACACAAAGCAGGAAAGGUUACAAUGGGUGCAGAAGAAUUACAUGAUAUACAACUACUGCUCAGAUUCCAAGAGGUUUCCUCAAGGGUUUCCUCCGGAAUGCAAAGUGGCAUAAGAAGUUUUCUGUUAUACACUGAUACGCUGGACCUACGUAUAUAUUCUUCUAUGUAUUUAGUGCU
Lactuca virosa is the source of this 1756-nucleotide messenger RNA. The record is from the annotation of a GenBank genome assembly. Lineage: Eukaryota; Viridiplantae; Streptophyta; Magnoliopsida; Asterales; Asteraceae.